AUGGCAGCCCCGGCUGAGGGGAGCGCAGCGCCGCCGCCCCCGUCCCAUCCCGCCCUUCGCGCCCCCUCGGCCCUCAGCGGCCGGGCGUCGAGGCUGGGAGGCAGAGGGCGCCACCGGGCGGCGGCGAGGCUGGGGGGCCGUGGCAGAGGCAGAGCUGGCCGGCGAGCGGGAGGAGUGGCGGGCAGCCGCGCCAGGGCGCCUCGAGGUGAGCCCCCGGUAGCGGCGGGCCCGGCAGGGAUGGCGGCGGGGAGCAUCGCCACUCUUCCCGCCUUGCCCGACGACGGCGGGGGCGGCAGCGGCGCCUUCCCGCCCGGACACUUCAAGGACCCCAAGCGGCUGUACUGCAAGAACGGGGGCUUCUUCUUGAGGAUCAACCCCGACGGCCGAGUGGACGGCGUGCGGGAGAACAGCGACCCGCACAUCAAAUUGCUACUUCAGGCAGAAGAAAGAGGUGUUGUGUCAAUCAAAGGUGUUUGCGCAAAUCGUUUCCUUGCUAUGAAUGAAGAUGGCAGAUUGCUUGCACUGAAAUAUGUAACAGAUGAAUGCUUCUUUUUUGAACGUUUGGAAUCCAAUAAUUACAAUACAUAUCGGUCUCGGAAAUACCGUGAUUGGUAUGUUGCACUGAAACGAACUGGGCAGUACAAACCUGGACCAAAGACUGGACGAGGCCAGAAAGCUAUCCUUUUCCUUCCCAUGUCUGCCAAAUGCUGAUUCAAGUGGGAGAGCCUGCAGCUGUAGUGGACCUCCCACUUCUCACACGACAGAAAAAUGUGACCAAAUAUUUGUCAGGAUUAACUUUGUUUCUUGACUGAUCUCUGAUUAUUAGUAAGAACUGUGUAUAUUGCAGCCUUCAAAUUUAUUUCCGGGAGCCAUUGUGCCUUUUAGCAUGUGUAUAGGUAUGUGCAUACAUGCGUGAGAGAAUGUGGCAUAAGGAAGCACCUAUACACAAUUUAUUACCAAGUCACUAUUUUUUUCUACUUGAUGAUCCUAGAAUAAUGUUGCAAAAUAGGAUUGGAUCAUUCAGCAUAAAGAAAUUUAAAAUGUUCAGAUGU
This is a messenger RNA of Eublepharis macularius, 1052 nucleotides long. It is a transcript of the gene FGF2, whose product is annotated as fibroblast growth factor 2. The transcript has 4 exons. Gene Ontology annotation, cellular component: cytoplasm. Gene Ontology annotation, biological process: positive regulation of protein phosphorylation; animal organ morphogenesis; regulation of cell migration. The coding region runs from base 1 to 711 and encodes 236 amino acids. The record is from RefSeq and is a predicted model, not a curated record. Gene Ontology annotation, molecular function: growth factor activity; fibroblast growth factor receptor binding. Lineage: Eukaryota; Metazoa; Chordata; Lepidosauria; Squamata; Eublepharidae.